CUCUCCAUACAGGGGACCACAUCCUGUCCAUCGAUGGGACCAGCACAGAGCACUGUUCAGUCCUAGAGGCCACACAGCUGCUAGCCAGCACAUCAGACCAGGCCAAGCUAGAGAUCCUCUCUGCCCACCACAGCAGACUGCCUAACAAACCACAGGACACUGUGAAGGUUCAGAAGAGUGACCACCCCCACUCGUGGGACCCCUGUGUGAACUACUGUCCCCCCCAGCACCCCUCCUCUCACUGUAAGACCUGGACCACCUCUAACAACCCCUCCAGCACACAGGAAUACUGCAAAUCCCUAGUGUCUACCAACUUCUCCCCUGGUUCCACCACCACCACAUCAGGCCCUGGGUCGACCAGCCAGAUCUCCAGUACGCUGCCCCGUACAGCCGUCCCCAUGAGCCCACGCAACUCCAUGAUGAAGAGACGACAGAGGAAAAAAGAGCAUAAGAGCUCAUCCGUGUCCCUGGCGUCCAGUAGUGUAGGUCCUGGUGGCCAGAUCGUCCACUCAGAGAGCAGUGAGAUCAUCCUGAGAGGGGACCCCCUCAAUGGCUUUGGGGUCCAACUACAGGGGGGAAUAUUCGCUACAGAGACCCUCUCUGCUCCCCCUCUCAUCCGCUUCAUAGAGCCAGACAGCUCUGCUGAGAGGUGCGGACUGCUGCAGGUGGGAGACAGACUCCUGUCCAUCAACGGAAUCCCCACGGAGGACGGAACACUGGAGGAAGCGAAUCAGCUUCUCCGAGAUGCGGCUCUGACCAAUAAGGUCUCCCUGGAGGUGGAGUUUGACGUCGCAGAGUCUGUUGUGCCCAGUAGUGGAACGUUCCAUGUUAAACUACCUAAGAAGAGAGGGGUGGAGCUGGGCAUCACCAUCAGUGCCAGUAAGAAAUCUGGAGAGCCGUUGAUCAUCUCAGACAUUAAGAAAGGCAGCAUGGCUCACAGGACUGGUACCUUGGAGCCUGGGGACAAGCUCCUGGCCAUAGACAACGUCAGACUGGAGAGCUGUUCUAUGGAAGACGCCUGUCAGAUCCUAGAACAGGCCGAGGACCUGGUUAAACUCAAGAUCCGUAAGGACGAAGACAACUCUGAUGAACAGGAGACGUCUGGUUUAAUCAUCUACACGGUGGAGCUGAAGAGAUAUGGAGGCCCGCUGGGGAUCACCAUCUCAGGCACGGAGGAGCCCUUUGACCCCAUCGUCAUCUCUGGCCUCACCAAGCGGGGCCUGGCUGAGAGGACCGGAGCGAUCCAUGUGGGAGACCGUAUUCUGGCUAUCAACAGUGUCAGUCUGAAGGGCAAGCCGCUCAGCGAGGCCAUUCACCUGCUACAGAUGGCCGGGGAGACGGUCACACUCAAGAUCAAGAAACAGGUCGACAUGGCAGACGAGAAGAAGAAGGAUGGAGAGAUGGAGAAUGAUUUGACUGACACGGAGGACGUGUCGGACAUGACAGACUCUCAGAAGACCAACAAGCUGUCAGAGAUCUACUCCACCACCAUACCCAGUAUGGACUCUACCAUGGAGUCCUGGGACGGAUCCGGCAUCGACGCCGGCUACGGAAGCCAAGGGCCCUACAACCCCCAGGCAGCAGGCAUUGCCCUGCACCCCCAUGAGUGGAGGAGUGCCAGGCAGAGGACCAGCCCCCCGCCCCCGGGCCGCCGUAGUAACAACUACCCUUUCAGUGACGGGGGCUUCAGUGAAGACGACUGGGACAAACCGUCAGGAUACACCAGCCAGCCUCACAGUGACGCCAUCAUGCUCGACCACGAGGACAGUUUCUGGUGUCAGGCACUGGAAGACCUGGAGACCUGUGGACAGUCUGAGCUCCUCAGAGAGAUAGAGGCAUCUAUUAUGACGGGCAGUGCCAUCAGUAUUGGGGUGGAUGGUAACAAGUCCCAUGGCCUCCCCCACCCUGGAGACCCCGUCAGCCAGCCCCGCAUCAGCCCUCUGCGGAGGAGCUCUCUCCAGCACCACGAUGCCAAGACCCACCUGCACCAGGAGGCCCACCUCCACCAGGGGGCCCACCUGCACCCGGAGGCCCAUCUGCACCCGGAAGCCCAACUCCUGCAUCACGAGGCCAGAACCCAGCUGCAUCACGAGGCCAGGGCAAAGAACACACUCCGGGUGUCUGAGAAGACCUGGGAGUCUCGUAGGAUCAAGGAAGAGAUGCAGGAGAUCCUCUCCCCUACCCCUCUGGAGCUACACAAGGUGACGGUGAUGAAGGAUCCAGAGAGCGAUGACUUCGGCUUCAGCGUCUCCGACGGGUUCCUGGAGAAAGGUGUUUACGUCAACAUGAUCCGUCCGGAGGGCCCAGCAGACCGUGCAGGCCUGAAACCAUAUGACAGAAUCCUACAGGUGAACCACGUGCGUACCAGAGACUUCGAUUGCUGCCUGGCUGUGCCUCUGAUCACUGAGGCUGGGGACAAGCUGGAGCUGGUGAUCAGCAGGAACCCUCUGGCCCAGCAACUGCACCAUGAACCGGACUGUCUGGACCAGGACCAAGGACUUCUCAUCUCUGCACUGCAGUCCAACAGUAGGGAACACCACCACUAUACCACUACAACCCGAGCCAUGGACCUGUGAUUACAGACAGACAGCACAGACACGCCAAGCCGCGACUGUUACCAUGGAGCAGUCUGUGAAUCUACAGACACACACAGAACAAUGGACCUUCUUUGGACAUGUGAACUACAGACGCAGCCACAGUCCAGUACCAUGGACACACCAAGUCACAGACUGAACUUCUGAAUGAACUACAGACAGGAGCCUCAAACCAGUACUAUAGACCUGUGACUAAAGACACAGACCAGUACUAUAGACUAUAGACCUGUGACUAAAGACACAGACCAGUACUACAGACCUGUGACUAAAGACACAGACCAGUACUAUAGACUAUAGACCUGUAACUAAAGACACAGACCAGUACUAUAGACUAUAGCCCUGUGACUAAAGACACAGACCAGUACUAUAGACUAUAGACCUGUGACUAAAGACACAGACCAGUACUACAGACCUGUGACUAAAGACACAGACCAGUACUAUAGACUAUAGACCUGUAACUAAAGACACAGAUCAGUACUAUAGACUAUAGCCCUGUGACUAAAGACACAGACCAGUACUAUAGACUAUAGAC
Molecule: messenger RNA, 3126 nt
Organism: Oncorhynchus tshawytscha (Chinook salmon)
Lineage: Eukaryota; Metazoa; Chordata; Actinopteri; Salmoniformes; Salmonidae
Product: glutamate receptor-interacting protein 2
Exons: 16
Coding region: 399-2576 (725 amino acids)
Biological process (GO): neurotransmitter receptor transport, endosome to postsynaptic membrane
Molecular function (GO): protein binding
Source: RefSeq, a predicted model, not a curated record